ACUUUUGACACAACAUCACAUUUGACGACGCAAGUCCAUGGCGUUCGACAGCUGCGGCAACUUCAUCGCGAGCAUUGUAAAGAACACCGUUGCAUCCGAGCUAUGCACGUACCUAAAGACUGUUGGGGAUCGGAAGGUGAACUCGACCCUGAUGCAGAGUGUCGAUUGCAGGGACUUGACCUGCGAUCAAUCGCUGUUGAGCCACGACGCGUCGUUCGCGUCCAUCGCCAACUGCGCCGUAUUGGACGUCGCGACUGGAACGAACGUGGAGAUGAGUAAAUUCAGCUCUCUCUGCGGCAAUGUACGGGCUUCGUUGACUCCAACGACCUUCACGCCAAGCAGUAGUCACAGUGCCGCACCUACCACGUCAUCCACACCAUCUUACGUUGCUCCUGGAGCGACUGCCAGUCCCGCCGCCACCACAAUCUACAAUACCUCGUCAUCCUCCACCGUGACCAUCGUCAUCGUGGUCGCAGCUGCUGUGGUCAUGAUAUUGCUAGGCGCCAUGUUGUGGCAGCGUUACCGACAGACGACCACAAUCCCAUCGAAACAACUCGAUCCGCGAGCCUUUGUCAUGUUGGACGAGCCGCCGCCAUCGACCGUGGAUUCAAAUGGUACCAAGCAACCCUCUAGCCCUGCUGAAUCGACCUCGUUGACGUUGUUGGCCGACCUAAAAAACGUGGAUAUGGGGGCGUUAGCUCUCUUCCGAGUACGUCGAAGCGACGUCACACUCAUCCAGAGCUACCGCCAUCGCGGCGCGCAGUAUCACAUCCGACGGGCCGAGUACUUGGGCCAAGCUGUGGCCCUAACCUCUUGUCGAGACAGCCACCACAUCCCGUCCUUUGUCGCAGAAAUGAAACUCCUGUCCACCCUCGACUGUCCGAACAUUGUGCGGUUUGUAGGCGUGUGGUGGGGUACGUACACGUCUGAUUUGACGCUUGUGACAGAGUUUAUGGUCGGCGGCACCUUGCGCGAGGCGUUGGCUCGCUCGUCGUCGACUUUGUUUUUUUCUCACACCUUUCAACUGUCCUGGCAACAGAAACUGACCAUCGCACGCCACAUCGUGGACGGGUUGGUGUAUUUGCAUUCCCUUGACACCAAAGUGCUGCACCGCGACCUGACCUCCCACCAUGUGCUGCUAACGGUAUCGUCGCCGUCGUCGUCGUUGCCGUCGUGUUCCCAAUCCCUCCAGCCAUCGUCUGUGGUAGCCAAGCUCCAUGGCUUCCAUCGGUCGAGACCAGUACAGUGCGAUGAUCUGACGCUUACGGCGGGCGUCGGCACGCUCGUGUACGCAGCCCCAGAGGUGCUCCAAGGCGGAUACUACGAUGACCGCGCCGAUAUGUUUAGCUUGGGCGUGGUCUUGUCCGAGCUCGACACGGAGGAGAUGCCGUACUACGAGAACCUGCAAAUGUCAUGUGGAGGGAAGCCGCCGCUGUCGAAUGCGGAGCUAUCUGUGGGCAUCAUGACGGGGUCGUUGGAGCCUACCUUCUCACGCGACUGUCCUGCCUGGUAUGUGGCGCUAGCUCGGGAUUGUUUACAGCUGGACCCACACCUCCGUCCAUCGGCAUCGAAAGUAGCCUAUCGCAUGCGAGUUCAGAAGUAACCAAUACUAUAGAGUGAAAGAAAUACCACUACAACUUUUCGC
Aphanomyces astaci is the source of this 1645-nucleotide messenger RNA. Its product is annotated as TKL protein kinase. Gene Ontology annotation, biological process: protein phosphorylation. The coding region runs from base 38 to 1603 and encodes 521 amino acids. The transcript has 2 exons. NCBI's taxonomy places the organism in Eukaryota, Oomycota, Saprolegniomycetes, Saprolegniales, Verrucalvaceae. Gene Ontology annotation, molecular function: ATP binding; protein kinase activity. The record is from RefSeq and is a predicted model, not a curated record.